Messenger RNA from Anguilla rostrata (American eel), 5893 nucleotides. Its product is annotated as bile salt export pump-like. Gene Ontology annotation, molecular function: ATP binding; ATP hydrolysis activity; ABC-type oligopeptide transporter activity. NCBI's taxonomy places the organism in Eukaryota, Metazoa, Chordata, Actinopteri, Anguilliformes, Anguillidae. Bases 183 to 4220 code for a protein of 1345 amino acids. The transcript is spliced from 29 exons. The record is from RefSeq and is a predicted model, not a curated record. Gene Ontology annotation, biological process: transmembrane transport. Gene Ontology annotation, cellular component: membrane.
GCAAAAUGUGCCAGGACUACUUGGACAGGAUACUCACACGUAGCACUAGCAGCUUGGCUGCUACAAGCUGAACCCAUUUUGGGUAUUUUUCUGACAACUGUCAAUGUUUCGUGGAUUCCUGCUUAAGAACCCUGGAUUAACAUGUAACUUGAACGACUGAGACAAAAUACAGUUAAAGCACAAUGUCUGGAUCAGUGAGACUGCACAGCAUCAAAAAGCUUGGACAGGAAAACAAUGGUUAUGAAUUUUCUGAUACAGAAAAAACUGAUGUAUACAUGACCAUGUCGUCCCCAAAGGAAGACAAAGCGGGCAAGAAAAAGGAUGAGGGAGCCAUCAGAAUAGGCUUCUUCCAGCUGUUUCGGUUCGCCACCGGCCACGAGAUCCUCAUGAUGAUCGGAGGGAGCGUAUGCGCCCUGCUGCACGGCUCCGCACAGCCGCUCAUGCUGCUCGUAUUUGGGAUGUUAACGGACGCGUUCAUCGAUUACGACACGGAGCUCCAGGAACUGGCAAACCCAAACAAGGCAUGCAUCAACAAUACCAUUCAAUGGACGAACCAGUCCGCAGAAGAGAACCUUGAUCUAAAUAUGACAAGGCCAUGUGGGUUUAUGAAAAUUGAGGAGCAAAUGACCUUCUUCGCCUACUACUACGUGGGCAUUGGACUAUCUGUAUUUAUCUUGGGAUACCUCCAGAUCUCCCUAUGGGUGACAUCAGCAGCACGUCAGAUCCAGAUCAUUCGGAAGACAUAUUUCCGGAAGGUAAUGAGGAUGGAGAUUGGAUGGUUCGACUGCAACUCUGUGGGAGAGUUGAACACCAGGAUGUCAGAUGACAUCAACAAGAUCAACGAUGCCAUUGCUGACCAAGUAGGCAUCUUCAUCCAGCGUUUCACCACUUUUGUGUGCGGCUUCUUGCUGGGCUUUGUGAAAGGAUGGAAGCUCACGCUGGUCAUGAUUGCAGCCAGCCCGCUGAUUGGAGUGGGAGCUGCCCUCAUGGCUUUGUUUGUGGCCAAGCUGACCGGUCGGGGGCUGCUAGCCUACGCCAAGGCGGGGGCGGUCGCAGACGAGGUGCUGUCCUCCAUCAGAACUGUGGCAGCUUUUGGAGGAGAACAGAAAGAAGUAGACAGGUAUGACAAGAACCUCAUCGCUGCCCAGCAAUGGGGGAUCCGUAAGGGGAUCAUCAUGGGGUUCUUCACAGGGUACUUGUGGCUCAUCAUCUUCCUCUGCUACGCCCUGGCCUUUUGGUAUGGCUCCAUACUGGUGUUAGACACAGUGGAGUACACCCCAGGAACCCUGCUGCAGGUAUUUUUUGGUGUCCUGAUAGCGGCUCUGAGCCUUGGACAAGCUUCUCCGUGUCUGGAGGCCUUCGCCUCAGGGAGAGGAGCAGCUACCCUCAUUUUUGAGACAAUUGAAAGAGAGCCAGAGAUCGACUGCAUGUCAGAAGCUGGGUACAAACUGGACAGAGUGAAAGGAGACAUUGAGUUUCAUAAUGUCAGCUUCUACUACCCUUCAAGACCUGAAGUCAAGAUUCUUGAACAACUGAAUGUAUCUGUGAAGUCUGGGGAGACAACAGCUUUUGUGGGACCAAGUGGAGCUGGGAAGAGUACCACUGUUCAGCUCAUACAGCGCUUCUACGAUCCCAAGGAGGGCAUGGUGACCCUAGAUGGCCAUGAUAUCCGGGGACUGAACAUUCAGUGGCUCCGCUCUCUGAUUGGAAUUGUGGAGCAGGAGCCUGUGUUGUUUGCCACCACCAUCGCUGAGAACAUCCGCUUUGGCAGGCCAGGCGUGUCCAUGGAGGACAUUGUGAAGGCAACAAAGGAGGCCAAUGCCUACAACUUCAUCAUGGACUUGCCCCAGAAAUUUGAGACCCUUGUGGGAGAAGGAGGGGGUCAGAUGAGCGGAGGGCAGAAGCAGAGGAUAGCCAUCGCUCGAGCCCUGGUCAGGAACCCCAGGAUAUUGCUGCUGGACAUGGCCACCUCUGCCUUGGACAACGAGAGUGAGGCUGUGGUACAGGAAGCGCUAGAUAAGGUGAGGAUGGGCCGUACCACCAUCACCAUAGCCCACCGGCUGUCUACGAUAAAGAACGCGGAUGUCAUUGUGGGCUUUGAGCGUGGUCGUGCAGUGGAGAGAGGCAAACACGAAGAGCUCUUGGACAGGAAAGGGGUCUACUUCACCCUGGUGACCCUGCAGAGCCAGGGUGACAAGGCUCUAAAUGAGAAGGCUCGGGAAAUGGCUGAAGAGAAAGAAUUGUUAGAAGUGGAUCCCGGGAAAAAGAAUGCUUUUGAGUCUGGGAGUUAUCGGGCAAGUUUAAGAGCUUCUAUCCGCCAAAGGUCAAGGUCACAGCUGUCGAAUGUGAUCCCAGAGGCUUCGAUAUCUAUUGCUGGAGAGCCGGUGCGGCCUUACAGUGACUCAACAGUCUCAAGUGACAUAGACAAAACGAACCCUAUACCUGAGGCACAGGAGAAAAUAGAGCCAGCGCCUGUGACCCGGAUCCUGAAAUACAAUGCCCCAGAAUGGCCUUACAUGGUGUUCGGCUCUAUAGGCGCUGCUGUGAAUGGUGGAGUUAACCCCCUCUAUUCAUUAUUGUUCAGCCAGAUUCUUGGGACUUUCUCAAUGACUGAUCCAGUUGCCCAGAGAGACGAAAUCAACGGAAUCUGUGUGUUGUUCGUACUCAUCGGAGUGAUUUCAUUCUUCACACAGAUUCUUCAGGGCUAUGCUUUCUCCAAGUCUGGGGAGCUGCUGACCCGGAGGCUGAGACGGCUGGGCUUCCAGGCCAUGCUGGGCCAGGAGAUCGGCUGGUUCGACGACCACAGGAACAGCGCCGGGGCCCUGACCACACGCUUGGCCACCGACGCCUCCCAAGUCCAAGGGGCCACCGGCUCCCAGAUAGGCAUGAUCGUCAACUCCCUGACCAACAUCGGAGUGGCCAUCAUCAUCUCCUUCUACUUCAGCUGGCAGCUCAGUCUGGUCAUCAUGUGCUUCCUGCCCUUCCUGGCGCUCUCCGGGGGUUUUCAGGCCAGGAUGCUCACCGGAUUCGCCAAGAUGGACAAGCAGGCCAUGGAGGCCGCGGGACAGAUUUCUGGUGAGGCAUUGAAUAACAUCCGCACCAUUGCUGGUCUGGGGAAAGAGAAAAUGUUUGUGGAAAUGUUUGAGGUCCAGGUGGAAGCUCCAUACAACGCAGCCUUGAAAAAGGCCAAUGUGUACGGUGCCUGCUUUGGCUUUGCCCAGUGUGUGAUCUUCCUGGCCAAUGCUGCCUCCUAUAGGUUUGGAGGAUUUUUAGUGGAACAACAGGGGCUCCACUUCAGUAUUGUGUUCAGAGUUAUCUCAGCUAUUGUGACGAGUGGGCAAGCCCUAGGACGUGCUUCCUCUUACACACCUGACUACGCCAAAGCCAAGAUUUCAGCAGCCAGGUUUUUCCAGCUACUUGACCGCAGAUCCAAAAUCAAUGUUUACAGUCAAGAGGGAGAGAAAUGGCCUAAUUUUAGAGGUAAUAUUGAGUUCAUUGACUGCAAGUUCACGUACCCGACCCGCCCAGACAUCCAGGUGCUGAACGGUCUGACGGUGUCGGUGAAGCCUGGCCAAACUCUGGCCUUUGUGGGCAGCAGCGGCUGCGGAAAAAGCACCAGUGUCCAGCUGCUGGAGAGGUUCUAUGACCCUGACCAUGGCACUGUGCUGAUUGAUGGCCAUGACUCAUGCCAAGUCAACGUACAGUUCCUGCGCUCGAAGAUUGGGAUUGUCUCCCAGGAGCCCAUCCUGUUUGACUGCAGCAUUGCAGAAAACAUUAAGUAUGGGGACAACUUUCGAGAAAUCAGCAUGGAUGAUGUAAUUACUGCAGCAAAGAAAGCCCAACUGCAUGACUUCGUCAUGUCACUGCCUGAGGGUUAUGACACUAAUGUGGGCGCCCAGGGUUCCCAGCUCUCCCGCGGACAGAAGCAGCGCAUAGCCAUCGCCCGCGCCAUCAUCCGAAACCCCACGAUCCUGCUGCUGGACGAGGCCACGUCUGCCCUGGACACAGAGAGCGAGAAGACGGUCCAGGAGGCGCUGGACAAAGCCAGGGAGGGCCGGACCUGCAUCGUUAUCGCCCACCGCCUCUCCACCAUCCAGAACUCGGACACCAUCGCCGUGAUGUCCCGAGGAUUCCUGAUGGAGAAGGGCUCGCACAAUGAACUCAUGGCCCUGAAGGGCGCUUAUUACAAACUGGUCACAACAGGAGCGCCCAUCAGCUAAGGACAAAGAGUGCCAAUGCCACUGCCACUGCUUCCCAAAACAGCUCAGGCGUGGGUGACAGAACCAAUUCGUAUUUGGCCUUGAGGUUUUUAGCAUAGCAGCGUACAUUUAACAUGUUUUAUAAACAUUUUGAACAUUUUGGGUGAGUGUGUGUAUUCAUACAAAACCAUAUUAACUUGAAUUUAAGGGGAUUCUAAUUAUCAAAAAAUUAUUUAAAUUAUUAUUUUGAACAAACUAUUUUAUUUAACAAGAAUGUAAUAUCAUUGCAACAUCUGUAAUAUACAGAAAUGUAAUAAUUUGUAACCACUUUUAUUGUUUGAAUUCAAACAUUUGAAAUAUUUGAACUGAAUAUAGUAAAGGACUGAAACCUGACCAUUUCCACACCUUUCUGAAUCGUAUAUUCGAAAAAUAUCUUGGAAAUGGUUCAUUUAGGUUGGGAAAUACUUUUCUGACUGAAAACAUUUGAAAGAUGCUUCUUAUCCCAAACACCUCACAUAAUUUUUUGUUAUCACUGCCAGCAUGACAAUUGUUGGAUGCCUCUUUAUUAUAAUUUAAAAAUUUGCAUCAUGACUAUACAAUCCUUUGGUUACUUUCCCAAGUUUUGGCACACAUUUUUCUGCUACUCUGAAGAAAUAUAACAUUAUAAACUCCCCAUAUCAGUUAUGAAUACAUGACUGACUGACAUUUUAGUAUCUUGGGAAUUAUUUAUACUUGAAAUAGCAAUCGACCAUGUUUCAUAGGCAUUACUCUAGUUCCAUUUCAUUACAUAGUGACAGUUUAUCUGAACAGCAUACAUAGGCCUAAUAUAUAUCUGCUAUUAAGACACUGUGUCAUAAAGAGUUUGGGGAGAUCAGCCAUCAGGAACAACGUUAGUUCAACACUGAAGUCUGUAUUCAUUUGUUACCUCAAAGAACCAUUAAACCUUUCGAUUCAUCAUAAGUGAAUGCAUAAUAGCCUUACGUGUAAUACCGAUUUCAUGUAUUUCUGCAUUUGGACCUUGUGUUUCAUUUUAUGUUGUUUCUUUACUUUCAUUUCUAUGUGCAAAAUGCUUCCAGACAAGUCAGAAAUUGUGUUCCCAAAGGUUUCAGGAGGCCUUAUGUUCAUUACACCAAUCUUCGUCCAAGAACAUGGUACAGUAUUUCCAACGAGCAUGUGAUGCAUAUUUUCCACAGGCACUGUACCAGCCUCUCACAGAUAUGGCCGUUUCCCAGUUUCCCAUAGGCAGUUGCACGUCAAUUAUUAUAAAAGUAUUAACGUGCAUUUAUUGCUCCACCUAUCCCUAUAAUUCAAUCUGUCGGAUCUUCAUUUACACUGGUGGUCAUAGGCUUGCCUGCCAGUGUUAUCAUUUCAGUGGCAUUGGAGCAGGUGGCCUCCUUGUCCAAUGGCAUGUUACUCGUCUCAGUUACAGACAUGGCCUAUCAUAUACACAGGGGCGUGGUUUACAGCAUAUGAGAAGUGAGGUGAUGUAGUGCUCGUUAAAAAUAAAGGGAAAUUCUCAGCUUCCCAGGUGGCGUGUCCUAUUAAUCACAUCCGAUUAAUUAUUGCUAAUGUUCCAUAUUCUCAAACGAGGUAGUAAGAAACCUAACCUGGGUAGGCAAUUUUACAUGUAAUAUCAAUUCAAUGCAUUAAGAUAUUUUGCUAUGUAAUGAAAAAUAAAGUUGGAAUUCAUUAUC